ACACGUGGCCAACGUAGAAAAGGGCCCUAAACACGUGGCCAAUCUUACAUUGCCUCUUCCACUUCCUGUUCCUAUUCUACACUUCUUAUGCUCUCUCUUAAUCAUAAGAAUCCCCUUGACCCUUGCAAUUGAUGGCUCGACCAGCUGUCCAGUGACCAUAUCUCCAAUAUAAGGCUAUUGGACCAUACCCAUCUUCUCGAACUCUCUAGGCAGCUCCUCCUUUCAUUCACAACCUCGUAAUGGAGGAGGAGAAGACGAAAGCAUGCAACGAUUGCGGAAGUGGUACCGGCUUCGACAGCGAUUCUCUGACUUUGCUUGGUCAGUCGCCAGGGGACUUGCCUAGCUACCAGCCGGUUUGCCUCUGGGAAUCAGAGAAGAACAACAAAAUGGAAAGAGGAUGUUGUGAAGAGUCUGGCCUAACCACCAUCCGUUCGUCAUAGGGAGAUUUGGGGAAAGGGGAGAAGCUUCCACCACCAUUAGGUCAUCGUAGGAAGCUUGGGAACUAAUUUUGGCAAUUUGGGGUUAUGGGUAAAUCGAUGGCCGAGAUCAAUCCUAGGCUGAAUCAAACGGUGUCCUGCUAGGUUGCAGGAAACUUACCGUAGAUGUGUCUGCAUCCCACUGGACCCCUUAUAUCAAUUAGGCGCUAUUUAUAUUCUAAUUGUCGUCGAAGUACGUAACUUCUGACUUGUUAAGGUGAUGACUAGAGGAGGGACCCAGCUACCUGCCCACUUGAAGCAAUUAUUAUGACCACAAUAAUUAAGUUUGUUUAUAAAAAAAAAUAUGAAUAAGUUGGCAUUAGAUUUAUUAUCAUCAAAGAAAUGCAAAUUAAACCCCCCAAAAAAGAAAUAUUCAAAGGACGUACGCUAUAUAUUAAAUACACUAGCCUGCUUAGCAUGCAUCAUUCUCUGAAAGCAUACCAACCAACUAGCUAGGUAGCACAAAUGAGCUUAUAGAGCAAAUCGCUUCAAUGGGUUCUGAUGAGGAACAUGAAUUAUCUCCAAAGCUUCCAUUCAUAGAUUUCUCAUCAGAGCAGCUGAAACCAGGCACUCCCAUCUGGGAUUCCUUGAAACCCCAAGUUCGAGAAGCACUUGAACACUACGGCUGCUUCGAGACAUCCUUUGACGACGACAACACGGUCAAUCCUGGCAAGCUUCGGCGUGAUGUUUUCAGUUCAUUGGAAGAGCUUUUCGAUCUGCCUUUGCACAUCAAACAACAGAGCGGCGUUGCUCAGCCGUUUCAACAUGGUUACGCGGCGCCGAAUCCUUUCUACCAGAGCUUUGGAAUGGACCAUCCCAAUUCGCUCGACGCGGUCCAAACCUUCACCAAAACAUUGUGGCCCCGUGGAGGAAACCCAAGUUUCAGCAACAACAUUCACUCCAUGGCUGGGGUGGUUUCCGAAUUCGAUCGCACCGUGAGGAGAAUGAUACUCGAGAGUUUUGGGGUUGAGAAAUACAUAGACGAGCAUCUGAGCUCCACAACGUACCAUUUUAGGGUUAUGAAAUACGAAGCCGUCCAACCUCAUGGUGAGACAGAACUUGGGCUACGAGUUCACACGGAUAAGAGUUUCAUGACCGUGUUGUGCCAAAACGAUGUUGGAGGGCUGGAGCUUCAAACCAAGAGAGGGGAAUGGGUUAAGUUCAAACCCACUUCUCCUAGUUCUUUCGUUGUUCUCAUCGGUGAUGCUCUUCAUGUAUGGCUGAAUGGUAGGGUACAUUGUCCCAAACACAAAGUUACUUUGCAUCAUUUACAUGAUAAGUCGAGAUACUCUUUUGGACUUUUCACAAUCCCGAAGCCAGACUAUGUUAUAAAAGCCCCAGAAGAGUUGAUCGACGAGGAACACCCCUUGAGGUUCAAGCCCUUUGCUUAUAAGGAGUAUUUUGGUUUGGCGUACAGCAAGUCUGGGGUAAAAGACGCUUCUAUACUACAUGUGCCAAUGUUUCCUCCACCCAUUGUUACAUCGAAACUCUGAUUUUGACAGGAAUAUUGGGCGGAGGUUAUAUGUACAUGAAAUUUACCUAGAUCCACCUUUGAGUAUAUUUGAGAAAAAUACAAAGUAUAACAACAUUUAUGCAUAUAGCUCAUUUUAAAUUGCGUUAGAUCUAGUUUAUUUUGCGAGAAACCAAAUAAAAAAUAUAUGCCUAGCAAGAAAGUGACCCAAAAAUAAAGAUCCAACUAUAUAUAUUACUAAAACAACGAUAUCAAACAUGAAUAAUUAGUUCAUAUCUAGACCGACAUCUCCUAGCUCCUUCGUCGUUUUGAUCGGCGAUGCUUUUCAUGUAGGUCGAUCAAUCUGCUUUCUCUUCUGGCAAGUUAACUUGAUUCUCUAUAUAACCGGCUGAAAGAUGGUGAAAAUCCAAGCAAAUUAAUUAUGUGUGGUUCCAAUAAUUUGAGUUGUUGUGAGAAGUACAUGUAUGGUUUUAAUUACUUUCUUACACACGUAUCCCAAAUGAAAGUCUACUUAUGGGAUUGAAGUUUGCAUAGGCUCACCAUAACAUGUGCAUGCUUUAAGUCAACAUUUAAUAUUGGGGUUCGGAGGAUUUGACCACGUGAUCUAAAGGACAAAUAAGCUCUAAUACCAUGUUGGGAGAUGUCCAUAUAUGGAUAUUAACAAUUUGACCCCAAUAACUCUAAUUGUUGAGAGAGAUCCUUGUAUAGAUCUUAAUUGUGCUCUCGUGUAUUUAUGUGUUUACAGGUAUGGCUGAAUGGUAGAGUUCACUGUCCCAAGCACAAGGUUAUGUUGUGUCAGUUACAUGAUAAGACAAGAUACUCAUUUGGAUUUUUCACAAUCCCGAAGCCUUGAAGCCCGAGUACAUUAUAAAAGCUCCAGAAGAACUGAUCGACGAAAAACACCCCUUGAGGUUCAAGCCCUUUGCUUAUCAAGAGUAUUUUGCUUUGGCUUAUAGCAAGCCUGGGGCGAAAGACGAUUCUAUACUACAUGCACAUUAUGGGAUUUGAAACUUAAUCAUAGUUUGUAAUGAUUGAACUUCAACUCAGCAUGUCUGUCUGUCAACAUAUAUGUAAUAAUAUCGACGUGUGUUACCUUUACUUCGUGUGAUGAUUGUCCAUCGCUUAGGUUCAAUGAAACAACAAUGAUACCGAUUAAUUGUACCCGCCACAUUAUAAAAUCAGCCUGAGUCAGCAAGAAUUUGGUCUUGAAAUGUCCCAUUUAGCCUAAUAACCAAGUCUCAUUUCGACCCAAAUCCCUAAAAAAUCCCUCAAGUCAAAAUUGAUGAUCCAAAUGACCCCUUAAACUCGAUCGUGAAUUUUUCAUUUUGCUGACAUAAUAUGAUCUCAUUUAGGUAUAACGAAUUUCUUAUACAUAUGCUUAAUCAGCCCUGAUCUCAUUUGGGGUCCAUUGACAUAUGGGGAUUUGAUAGGACAAUUCAAAUAAUAAAUAAAAAAAAUACUAAUAGGCAUG
This is a messenger RNA of Linum trigynum, 3418 nucleotides long. The record is from the annotation of a GenBank genome assembly. Lineage: Eukaryota; Viridiplantae; Streptophyta; Magnoliopsida; Malpighiales; Linaceae.